Clarias gariepinus (North African catfish) is the source of this 5122-nucleotide messenger RNA. It is a transcript of the gene ppp1r9alb, whose product is annotated as protein phosphatase 1 regulatory subunit 9A-like B. Gene Ontology annotation, molecular function: actin filament binding. The record is from RefSeq and is a predicted model, not a curated record. The coding region runs from base 284 to 4873 and encodes 1529 amino acids. The transcript has 20 exons. Gene Ontology annotation, cellular component: actin cytoskeleton; cytoplasm; postsynaptic density. NCBI's taxonomy places the organism in Eukaryota, Metazoa, Chordata, Actinopteri, Siluriformes, Clariidae. Gene Ontology annotation, biological process: actin filament organization; calcium-mediated signaling; neuron projection development.
GCGAAGGCUGCAGGCAGCGAGGCGCUGAAGGCUGGGACAAGUUUGCUCUGGUCGCUUCUGAAUGUGGAUCAUUCGGUCAGUCCGUCCUGUGCUGAUAUGCCUGGAGUUACGAUAACAGCACCUGUGGUAUUCAAGAAUCCAGUGCAACUAGAAAACAGACCGGUCCUGUCAAAUUCUGCAUAGAACAUGAAAGUGAAACGCACCUAAAAGCCACAGGCUGAUUUUUAUCCUAUACUAUUUUUUUUUUUUGCCUCUUUUGCACGACUUGAUUUGCACUUCCAAAAUGAUCAAAAGUGAACCCAAAAGUGACCGAGUCCUAAGGAGUGCCUCUCCUCACAGAAACGCGUACAAAUCUGACUUCCAUUCCAUCAAAUGCUCCUUCGAAGGACCUUCUAUUGUUUACUCCUACGGAGGCAGCGAGGGUCGAGGGAGACCCUCAGGUACCCGGGUGAAUGAAAUCAAGAACAUCUUCCUUCAAAUGGAUUCCCAGCAACCGCAGGACGGUGCAAACCAGACCAAACCCGGACCGGUUAAACCGCAACGAAGCACCACGUCGUACAGAUCUAGCAUGGGAAGUGCGUCCAGCGUGGAAUCGGGCACCUCGGAAGUGGUAAGGAAAUCGGAGGACAUCUCGUUUAAUAAAGUUGCACUGGCUGAGAAGUUCUCGGAGACCAGAAAGCUCUUUGAGAGUGGACUACCGACAGACAGAAAUGUACCCGGAAGAUCUCUCAGCAGAUCGUCUUCGCGUAGUGUUUCGGAGGAAGGCAGGUGUGUAAAGAAGCUAACCGAAAAGACUGACCACAUUCAGGAAACAGGAAAACAACCAAAGGUAGACAAGGACAGAGGAACAACUGAUCGUGAAAAGCCACAACACAAGCCUGCGGUGAUGAUGAAAAAUGCAGGACCCAUAUCCAGGAGACUGGAGAGCUUCAUGUUAGACAGUGACAGCGAGUCCUUGUCCGGACCGUCUAUUUCAACCCGUUCACAGAGUCCAAGUAGUCAUUCCCAACCACCGUCGUCCCCAAACAGUGAGCAUUCAGACCCUCCACUAUCACCAGAUAGUGACAGUUCUCCGACAUCCUACUCUGUUUGGCCUGAAAGCCCUACUUGCCAGGAAGAUCCUAACAUAUCACAAACAGAGUCCCAGUGUUCUCCCAUGCCAGUGAAUGGAGUCUGUGCAGAAGAAAGUCCUGAUUGGAGUAACCAAAGCACCAACACCACAUUGGACAACACUAAUGGAACUUCAGUUUCUGUUGUCUCAACUGAACCGACUGUCCUUUUUAAAAGUGAGAAGCGCCAUCGUUUGUCUCUAAGCAGUGGUUCGGUCAGUUCUUCAGUAGAUGGGAAUGAAUCUUUGGAACUGAACGUCUCCAAAGGGAAGCAAAACAAGGAGAAGUUUAGUAGCCCGGGUCUUUCAACAGUUCGAGCUGAGUUAGUGGUGGUCCAUAAUGAAUCAUCAGAGGGUGAGAGCAAUGAGGAAGACCGCAAUGCAGAUGAUGUUUUUGAGGAAGUCAUUAAUGAGCAAACUACCACAAAGUUUCCUUCAGACAAGAAGCUCGCAGAAAGCAAGGAGGUCCAAAUGAUAUAUCAUGAAGAUGAAUCAGGGAGGGACUCUAGGGUAGGGGAGGAGAAAAAGAAGGAGGGGGUGGACAAAACAAUGACUGUAGGAGACCAAGAUAAGGAAAUGCAGGAAAAAUUGCUUGAGGGUAAAAGUAUGCAUAAAGAGGGGCAGAAGGAGGAAAAUGAGUAUGAGAAGGAGGAAAAUGAGUAUGAGAAGGAGGAAAAUGGGUAUGAGAAGGUGAAAGCAGUACAGGACAUGGGAAAGCAAGUUCCAGAGGAACUAUGUCAGCACAGUGAGAUGAAAGCUGAAAAGAAAUUGAUGGAAGAAGUAGAAAGCACCAUACAGAAAAAUCAGAGGGAGACCGAGAAGAAUGGGGGAGAUGAGAAUGACGUGGCUUUAGAGGAGGAGGACGAUGAACAUGAUGUUGAAGACGGGACUGUGGAAGAACGGCAACAGCAAGUGAAUGAGGACUCUGCUGGGAAGAGACCUUUGAUAUGUGGUAUUGAGAAUGCUGCUUUUGUGGAUGAUCGGGAAAGUAAGUUGGACUAUCAGCAAAAUGGACAGGACAGUGAGGCAGACCAUGACCAGUUGCAGAAAUAUGAGGAGGUUUCAGGGCUGUCCGAUGAAGAAGAGCUUAGCCCAAGGAGGAAGAUCAGAUUCUCCACUGCUCCUAUCAAGGUGUUCAGUACAUAUUCCAACGAUGAGUACGAUCGUAGGAACGAAGAGGUCGACCCCGUAUCCGCGUCAGCCGAGUACGAGCUGGAGAAGAGGGUGGAGAAAAUGGACGUCUUCCCUGUGGAAAUUCAGAAAGAAGAUGAAGGUCUGGGGAUCAGUAUUAUAGGAAUGGGGGUCGGAGCCGAUCAAGGUCUGGAGAAACUCGGCAUCUUCGUCAAAACCAUUACGGAGAAAGGAGCGGCUCAGCGCGAUGGCCGUAUUCGAGUCAACGAUCAGAUCGUGGAAGUGGAUGGGAUCAGCCUGGUAGGAGUCACCCAGCUGUUUGCUGCCACUGUCCUCAAGAACACCAGAGGACUUGUAAAGUUUCUGAUUGGCCGAGAAAAGCCAGGGGUUGAGAGUGAAGUGGCUCGAUUGAUCAGUGAAACUCUGGAGCAAGAAAAGAGCCCGCAAAAUCAGGUCCAAGAUGAUGACACUACCGAGCAGGAAGAAGAGGAUGAAGAAAAUGUUGUCCAACCUCAAGAAGAGCAAACAGCUGACCUCCUGCAGCGACACGAUGAGGGCGAGCAAGACUGCCAGCUACUAGUAGAAGAACAGAGCAAGAACGCCAUGGAGGAGAAUAGCCCGACUCGAGUAGAAGAGAAGGAGGAUGACAGAGAAGAAGACAUGACUCUUGAUUUGACUCAGGAGGUGUUUGCACACUUGAAGAAUCAAGGCGUUAUUAUUCCAGAGGACACAAAUUACACCGAGCUGGACCAAACUUUUAAAGAGCUCCAAAUGAAGCACAGCACAACUCUAACAGAGCUGAAGCAGAUGAAAGAAAAGCUUCGAGCGUGUGAAGCCGACCGCUUAGCCUGGGAGGCUCGAGGUGCGUCUUUGGAGAAAAGCGUGAACGAGAGCAGAGAGAGAAUAGAGAAGUUGGAGAAACACUGGCUCGAUGCUCAGGCUCUCUGCAAGACCAUCAACCAGCGACUCAGCGAGGCCCAGAGCCAGCACGAAUCACUGCAGGUCAAGUACGACAAAACCAACAUGCUGCUACAAGAGCACAAGGACCGGGAGGCUGAGUUUAUGAAAAGAGAGGAUGAUCUAAAGAGACGGCUAGAGGACAGAGAGAGGGAAUAUAAGAAGACUCUGGGAAAGCUUCAUGAACAGAUUGCUGUUUUGGAAGGUCGAGCGAGUUCGGAUCAGCCUGAGGAGUCGUGCAGUCCAGCAGUAGAGAGCCAGCAGAGCAGCCCCACCUCAGGAUCCUCAGACAGGAAUGACCCAGCUUUAGACUACCUUGUCCAAGAUGCGGACUUGGGGGAGGCGGUACCCCGGACAGAUUGCUUAGACUGCAGCGCUUACAGAGCCAAAGCCAGGCUCGCACAGGGAGUCCAGCGCAAAAGGCCAUCUCGAAACAAACUCCGAGAGUCCGCCAAGAGCACACAGUCCACCAGUCAAUCACAGCAUGAAGAGAGUAUAAGCGAUAACAAUAAUGAAACUUACCAGAGACAAUCCUACUUGGAGAGCCUCUCUAUACCCGUACCUGUUGUGCAGCCAGGCAAUGAGCAGAAGACUGAGUUUCAGGCCAGAAUAAAGCCUGGAGCAGAACGGGGAGGUGAUCUGUCCAGCUCUCCCUCUCUUCAGGGGCUUAUGCCUCAUGGAGAAGGCAGCACCCGGUCUAGCUUAUCUCCUCCUAAAGACUCAUCUACACCGCACUCUCCCGCGUCCAGCCAAUCAUCCACUGGCCUGCUUCACAGUCUCCGUAACAAGAGGUACAAGAAGAAGGAGAGCAGCCAAAGCAGGAAGAGCAAAGAUGAGGAGAGUGACAGCUCAACAACAAGAACGUCCAAAAGAAGAUUUCCAGAUUUUGGUGGCUUGCGCAAAUCUGGUGGCAAAGGCCGCAAGCAAGAAAAGCAGACGCAGCGGGGUUCUGUAGGGAGCAGGAGCUCCAGAGAACUGGUGGACGAAUCUAGCGGAAACGCUUCUCCCUCUGACUCCGUGUCCUCCAUCCCAUCCUGCAUGCCUUUCUCCUGGUUCGGAGACCGGGAUAGAUCUAGAGGCAGGGAGCGAGAAAAGGAGCAGUCACUUUCUAGCUACAGUCUCCCCCACAGUCCUACGGAGGGACACACAGAGGACAAAACGGAACGAAGAAAUAAGAGCAACUUAUCCUGGCACUUUCGCCUCUCGCGCUCCUCAGAUUUGAGCUUCGAUUUGAACGCCAGCAGUCCUCGGUCUGCCCUGGCGUCUUUACUGAGUGACCCUCGUACUCGAGGACACUCCCAGAAGCGCUUCUUCUCCUCCUGCGAGACCCUUGAUGAUGAGCCUACUCCGGUCACAAGGCAGCACCUGUGGCAGAACCGCCCCCUUUCUGAAUGGACCAAUCAGCAGGUAUGUCACUGGUUGAUGGGCAUGAACAUGGACCAGUACAUAGCCGAGUUCACUGCCAAAGGCGUUGACGGCAAACGUCUGGCCGAUUUGGACAGCAGUAAACUUAAGGAGCUGGGGGUGACGAGUCAGAGAGAUCGAUCCAUCAUUAAGAGGAAGCUGAGGGACAUGAAGAAGGCACAGGAAAAGUCGGACAAGCAGAGGACGAAGAAGGAGAAAGAGGUCCGACUGAGCGGUGGUAGUAAACCUGGUAAUCUUGAAUCUGCCUGCUGAAUCUGAAUCGCCAGUACGCUUUACAACAUUUACUUCAGGGAAAAGCCCCCGAACAGGGAAACAAAGACUCAAAGACAAAGAUUCCCAUCUGGAUGUCAUAGAUGUUGUGUGUGUGUGUGUGUGUGUGCAUGUACUACAACUCUGGAUAUCAUGGGAAGAGGAACACACUCAAUUGGAAGUAAUGAGAUUCUCCUAGCACAUUCUCUUGGUUAGUAUGGUUAAGUAAAGACUUUUUUUUUUUUUUUUUUU